GCCUUGCCCGUUGGACACAGUCAUACCGCCCUCUGCUGGCGUCCGAACUUUUGUAACGGACACCGCCAAACCGCCAACUCCCCGGAGCAGCCGAGAACCCUUGUGAGCCGAUCAAAAGGCUUAUCGUCCAGAGGAGGGCGCCUGGGGGACCAGGGGGAGAGCCAGCCGCCGCCACUGGGGGAGCCGAGGCCCUGGGCGUGGCAGUCACCUAGCGGUAUGCAUGCGCCAUGCCGCUGCCGCCGCUGCCCCCACUGCUGCCUGCCGUUGCCGCUGCCAUGACGGACGGGGCGUCGUCGCCGUCGUCUUCCGUUUCUCCUAGCCGCCGCGGGGAUGCCGCGGUCGUGGGGACGGCCGUCCUCCCCGUCCCGUCCACCUCGACCAGGCCGGCCGGCAGCGAGCGUGGCUACAAGCCUGAUGCUCCCGGCGGGUCCCGGAUCCAGCGCCAGGACUGGUCUCGCCUGCAUGUGGACGGCCCUCAGCUCGAUGGAUGGUACAUCACCAAGAUCGUGCUGAGGUCCAUCAGCUGCAUCCUGAUGUUGACCAUGAUUGCCAUGUACCUCGUCAUCAUAGUCCCGCAGCAGACCCUGAUCAGCUACAACAUGUACUACAACAGGCUGAAUGCCCCUCUCGUCAGCGGAAUGCACGCCGUGUUUGGCGUUUUCGCCUUUGCCACCCUGUCGUGGGACUUGACCGAGUUUGUCACAAUGUGCUGUCGCAGGGGAUAUGGCAUCACACCCAAGGCCCAUAUCGGCAUCGAGCUCACCCUGUUCUUCUGGGGAGCCGGCGCCGUCUCCUUGGUGGCUAUACUGGGAGUCGUCCCGGUCUGGUACUCAAGGUACUUCUCACCGCCCAAUAGCUUUGGCGUCGAGGAGGUUACCUCGGUCGCCGUCAUCGGGGGCAUUAUCGUAAUCAUACGAUUUAUCCUCUUCGUGAGAAACGCCGUGGAUAGAUGCGGCGGCAGGGGCCUGACCCCGCGUAUCAUGUACCUCCAGACCGGAGAGCCGGUUGUGGUGAUGCGCAGGCCAUACCCGCCACCCCCCACCAUGCAGGAGCCCGACAUCGAGAUGGGCGACCGCACCACGGCCCAACCAGCUGCCGGCGCCGCCACACUCAGCGCAGCAUCGACACUUGUGGCCUCGCCGCCCCGGACCUCGUUCUGGGGCGUGAUAGGGCGGAAGCUCAAGAGCAACAAAGCGCCACUGGUCGCCCCGACGGUCCCUAGCUCCUCCCCGCAACCGACGAGCCCCGUCGCACCAGAAAGCGCCGUGGCCAGCUCGCCACAGCAGCAACCACAAGAGCAGAUACAUCAAGAAUCAGAACAACCUCAACCCCAGGCCCAGCAGCAGCGACAGCACACACGCAGCCCGCCGACCUCGCCGCAGCAGAUCCCGCGCCGAAGGCCAGUGCCGACGCGCGGCGCGGACUCGGAGCGGAGUGAGAGCUACGGCCCCACGCCCGCGUACGAGCCGGACGAGGCGGAGCGGCGGCGGGCGGAGCGGGGCGAGGCCCAGGCGCAGUGGAUGACGCUCGAGGACAUGGGGGUCCGCGGCCCGGCCUCUGGGAAGAGGCGGGGCGAAGCGGGCGACAACGCGGACCGGCAGGCGGUUGACGGUCGGGGCCUUGAGGACGGCAGGUAGCGGGGGAUGAGGUCUCAGUCCCCACGUUGGGCCUUUCCACGACUGUCUCUAAAACUGUUACCUGUUUUUUUUUCGUCACUAUUCUUGGUUGCCGGCGUUUGGAUCCCAUGACACACAGCCCUGAAUUCUCUGAUUUGCAUAUAUACCCAACACAUUUAUUGUUUUCUUUCGAGUUGCCUGACAAACAGCGGUGGAUAUGUAUUUUUGGAAAGCAGCCCAUUUGCCAGCUAUUAGCUUGUACAAUACUGAGUCGGGUACCUUGGUUCACAAAAAAAGUCGGCGCGCCUCCCACAUUAUUCUCGGCUCACGCGCGGGUCAGCUCCUUCACAUAUCCUAGACUUACAACCUUGGUGCCACAGAACUCGGGGGAUACAGGCUGCGGCCCAUCCAGUCGCCGGCUCAGGGGCCACCCCUGAGCGUCCUUGGGAAUGGAACCAUAACAUGUUCCACUGUUACACUAUCUGGUGCCAUGCCUUCCCACUAGCAAAGAAGCCCCUUUUUCUUCGUGUUACCCUACAAUGACAUCUUCAUACCUGGCAUUCUCCACCCAUUCGCCAAAG
This is a messenger RNA of Gaeumannomyces tritici R3-111a-1, 2197 nucleotides long. RefSeq lists its product as hypothetical. Bases 228 to 1637 code for a protein of 469 amino acids. The transcript is spliced from 4 exons. The record is from RefSeq and is a predicted model, not a curated record. Lineage: Eukaryota; Fungi; Ascomycota; Sordariomycetes; Magnaporthales; Magnaporthaceae.